Cheilinus undulatus (humphead wrasse) is the source of this 1788-nucleotide messenger RNA. RefSeq names its product sodium-dependent phosphate transport protein 2A-like. NCBI's taxonomy places the organism in Eukaryota, Metazoa, Chordata, Actinopteri, Labriformes, Labridae. The transcript has 13 exons. Gene Ontology annotation, cellular component: vesicle; brush border; apical plasma membrane. Gene Ontology annotation, biological process: sodium-dependent phosphate transport; intracellular phosphate ion homeostasis. The record is from RefSeq and is a predicted model, not a curated record. The coding region runs from base 1 to 1788 and encodes 595 amino acids. Gene Ontology annotation, molecular function: sodium:phosphate symporter activity.
AUGGAGAUGCAGCGAGUGAAAACAGUGAUAUCUGCUCUCUGUAAAGUCCCGCUCCUCUUCCUGCUCCUGUACCUCUUUGUGUGCUCACUUGACAUUUUAAGCUCUGCCUUCCAACUAGCUGGAGGCAGAGUGGCUGGUGACAUCUUCCAGAAAAAUGCAAUCCUGUCUAACCCAGUAGCUGGACUGGUGGUGGGAAUACUGGUCACAGUGUUAGUCCAGAGCUCCUCAACCUCUACCUCAAUCAUAGUCAGCCUUGUCUCUUCAGGAUUGCUGGAUGUUCAGUCAGCUAUUCCUAUAAUCAUGGGCUCCAACAUUGGCACAUCAGUCACCAAUACUAUUGUGGCUCUAAUGCAAGCUGGGGAGAGAGAGGACUUUGAAAGGGCAUUUGCUGGAGCUACAGUGCAUGACUGUUUUAACUGGUUGUCUGUUUUGGUGCUUCUGCCUCUGGAAGUUGUGAGCGGGCUGCUAAGGCGACUUUCACAAGCUGUGGUCGAUACGCUCCAGCUCAGUACUGGAGAGGAAGCUCCCGAGCUUCUCAAAGUCCUCACUGAGCCACUCACUAAAACGAUCAUCCAGGUGCUUAAUUUAUGUGUGCAACUGGAUCGGUCAGUCAUCACAGCCAUCGCUACAGGAGACCAGAGUGUGAGGAACCAGAGUCUGGUGAAGCAGUGGUGUCCCACAACAGUAAAGGACAACAAGACAUCCUGGGGAACAUACAACCUUUCAGAACAUACACAGAAAUGUAGGCAUCUCUUUGCAGGCAGCUCACUGUCGGACCUUGCCAUAGGUCUGAUCCUUCUGUCUUGUUCGCUGUUGGUGCUGUGCAGCUGUCUGAUACUGCUGGUUAAACUACUCAACUCUCUGCUGAAGGGCCAGGUGGCCAGUGCUAUCAAUAAAGUUGUUAAUACAGAUUUUCCCUUUCCUUUCACCUGGCUGGCUGGUUAUCUGGCUCUGUUAGUGGGAGCAGGUAUGACCUUUCUGGUUCAAAGUAGUUCUGUCUUCACCUCUGCCAUCACUCCUCUCAUAGGCAUUGGUGUUAUCAGUAUUGAAAGAGCCUAUCCUCUAACCCUUGGGUCAAAUCUUGGAACCACUACAACAGCAACACUAGCAGCACUGGCUAGUCCGGGAGAUAAGCUAGCUGCUGCCACACAGGUUGCUUUAUGUCAUUUUUUCUUUAACCUCCUUGGAAUCCUGCUGUGGUAUCCUAUACCAGCCACCCGCUUACCCAUACGUAUGGCCUGUGCCCUUGGCAAAUGCACUGCCAGGUAUCGCUGGUUUGCUGUUUUGUACCUCCUCCUCUGCUUCGUGCUGCUCCCAUCCCUUGUGUUUGCCCUCUCCAUGGCUGGUUGGAAGGUGAUGGCUGGGAUUGGUGUUCCAAUUAUUAUGGUGAUUUUAUUCUGUGCAACAGUAAAUAUGUUGCAGGUGCACAGACCUGAAUGUUUACCUCAUAGACUACAGAACUGGGAGUUCCUUCCCAUUUGGAUGACAUCACUGCAGCCCCUUGAUGACCUCAUUACCACGUUGACCCUGUGGUGCAGGGAGGGAAGGGGUUGGGAUUGCAAGCAAAGUGAUGGACCAGUUGCACCACUUGAGAGCACAAGUGUCACUCCUGAGAGAAAAGCCAGAGAGAAAAGCCAGCAGAGACAAGAUCCAGACACUGAUAAGAACUGCCAGAAACAACGACAUAAGGACAAACCUGGAUGUUGUGAUCUGCACUCCAGUGCCAAAGCCAGCUGUGUCUCAGACGUGUUUGUCGCCAGAAAAGAUGAACGUCAGCUGCUCCACUGA